Gadus chalcogrammus (walleye pollock) is the source of this 2001-nucleotide messenger RNA. Its product is annotated as retinol dehydrogenase 8-like. Gene Ontology annotation, cellular component: cytoplasm. Gene Ontology annotation, molecular function: estradiol 17-beta-dehydrogenase [NAD(P)+] activity. The record is from RefSeq and is a predicted model, not a curated record. Gene Ontology annotation, biological process: estrogen biosynthetic process. The coding region runs from base 173 to 1126 and encodes 317 amino acids. The transcript has 6 exons. NCBI's taxonomy places the organism in Eukaryota, Metazoa, Chordata, Actinopteri, Gadiformes, Gadidae.
UCUGUGGUCUCUCUCUAUCUCACCCUAGUUAACGUUAUCCGCUUACACUAGCUGUUCUCAGUGUCCCUCUCAUCCUGCACAAUUUUCACCGUUGAGAGUACAUUGGAAUCUAUUUGCGAGACAAACCCCUCCAGAAGAAAAAAACUUUCCGAAUAACUACAGCACUGGAGCUAUGGCGAGUAACGGGCAGAAAGUAGUGCUCAUCACCGGCUGCUCCUCAGGCAUUGGUUUAAGAAUGGCAGUGAUGCUGGCAAAUGACGAGCAGAAGCGAUAUCACGUCAUAGCCACCAUGCGUGACCUGAAGAGGAAAGAUAAGCUGGUGGAGGCUGCAGGAGAGGCUUAUGGGAAGACUCUGUCUCUGGCUGUUCUUGAUGUCUGCACCGACGAGUCCGUCAAACAGUGCAUCGAUGGCAUCAAGGAUCGACACGUGGAUGUCCUCAUCAACAACGCAGGCAUCGGUCUGGUGGGUCCGCUGGAGAGCAUUCCCAUGGAGGAGAUGAAGAAGGUGUUUGAGACCAACUUCUUUGGGGUUAUCCGCAUGAUCAAGGAGGUGAUGCCGGACAUGAAGAAGAGGAGAGGAGGACACAUUAUCGUCAUCAGCAGUGUCAUGGGACUGCAAGGUGUUGUCUUCAAUGACGUAUAUGCUGCUUCUAAGUUUGCCACAGAGGGCUUCUGUGAAUGUCUGGCUGUGCAGCUCCUGAAGUUCAACGUAACUCUGUCAAUGAUAGAGCCAGGCCCGGUCCACACAGAGUUUGAGGCCAAGAUGAUCCAGGACGUGAGGCAGAAGGAGUAUCCUGGUACUGACCCCGAAACGGUGAACUACUUCAAGAACGUCUACCUUCCAUCCUCAGUGGACAUCUUCGAGACGCUGGGACAAACUCCUGAUGACAUCGCCAGAUGCACCAAGAAGGUCAUCGAGGCCAGCAGUCCUCGCUUCCGUAACCUCACCAACCCCUUGUACACGCCCAUCGUGGCUCUCAAGUACGCUGAUGAAACCGGAGGGCUGUCUGUCCACGCCUUCUAUCACAUGCUCUUCAACUUGGGCCCGCUCAUGCACGUCAGCAUGAAGGCCAUGCAGUACCUGACCUGUGGCUGUUUGAGGAGCAGGACCAUCUCGCCCAAUUAAACACACACACUGGUGGAAGCACAAAGAACACUGUCCCAGUGUCUCGGGAACAGAGAAAACUAAUUUAUUUCCCCCGAAAAGCAACCGGCUCACAUACACACUAAUGCACACACACUAAUGUACAUGCAGGCACACCCUGCCAUGGUUGCUGUUUAUACGCAGACUGUUUUUUGCAAUGUUUUAGCUUUCUUGCACCCUGAAACAUAGCACUGUGUAUUGGUUUUAUUAUCAAUCGAUGUAGUCAUUUCUGUUUAUCAUUGGGUUAAAUUGGCCUUAAUAUCUAUCACUUAAUUCUUCCUUUCAGGCCACUACCAAUGGUGCGUUGCAUACAGUAUAUUGUUUAUUUGUUAUACAAAUCUACUUAUUCCCCAUAGGACACAUCUAUAAUGAAAUAGUAAAUUCUUAGUUGUUUGUCAUAUUGUUUGAAGUGUUUGAUAUUGAAGAUUGUUUUCAUAUAAUUAUAUAUAUUUAUAUUAAGUGAACGAUAUUGUAAUGACAGAGCUGCCAACUUUCACAAAAGGUUUGGAGUGAGAUUACGAGUGUUGAGGUUGGAGCGACCCUUCACCCCACACAAUUAAUGUUUCCAGACAUUUUACAUAAUGUUUAGUACCAAUGUUCCACAACAGUGUGUGCGUGUGUGUGCGUGUGUGUGUGUGUGUGUGUGUGUGUAUGUGUGCGUGUGUUUGUGUGUGGGAUGAAUGGACACUUGGUUCACCACCACUCACUUACACCUAUAAGCUCAAGUACACCUAUAAGCUGUCCUUACGCUGCCCAGAAUGAAAACAGAUAUUUGAAACAGACAAAGGGCAGUUUGUAUAAUAUUUUUAACUAAUAUUUUAAACGACUAAUUAAAAAAAAGUUCUGAAUAAAGCGUG